AUGGGGGCUGUAGAGAGCAUUGCCGAAGAAAACAGCGUCAUACGAUUUGUCGACUCUGUGGAAAUCAGCCACGAAGAAGAUACUUCAAUCCUCACACAGGAACAUGGUUUGAACGAACAUGUCUCGGAUAAUAAAGGUGAGUUCGAAUCGCUGAUCGAUCUUUGUAGUGUAGGAUCGCUCUCACGUGCUGUAUAUCGUGUUAUUCAGCUGAUUCCUCAGUGAUCAGUUGUUUCAUUCGUUUAUGGCGUUGAGGUUAGAUGAGAAAACAUUUUUUAUCUACAGUCUUGGACAAGAUGAGUAUCUAUUUUGGUAAUACAUUACAUCAAUUCAAUUUAGAAUAUUUACGAAGUAUUUCGUAAUAAUUUAUAACAUUGUUGCGGAACGUACAGCCUGUGAUACUUGCUCAUCUUACAGGUACUUACCAAUACGUCAUCCUUAGUCAGUUGUGUUUUGUUUAGAAUCGAAGUAGGUUUUUUUCUUCAAUUGAGUUACAUCGCUUACAUAUUUGUUCCUUUGUCAGGUUUCACGGUUGUCACGGUUUUCUUGUUGUACGGGUAACAAAAAGACUUGAAACGGGAUUAUGUUACAGACUACAAAAUAAGUGACAGAAAAUUAAUUUAUCUUAUCCCUAUGUAUUUCGGGUUUCGUUUUGUGCACAGAUUGGGUAUCACAUGUUCCCAAAGUUGACGAUUCUCAUGGGAUCGCCACAGUUGCUCCAGCGGACUCCAUGCUGUACGAAGGAACUUACGAAGACUAUGAAAUUCUUGGCGACACCGCUGUACAAAGUUAGAAAUAUUAAGUUAACGUUAAAUGUGCUAUUUAUUACGAGUAGUUCCUCUGUUUGAGCGAGUACAAAAAAACUUACUGAAACAAAAACUGUUCACCAGCUGCGCUAAACUUUGGGAGUGCGGUGCACAAAAAGUAGAGAGCUGACAUCACUUUUUUGGUUACUGAUUUUUUUUUCUGACAUGCUUGAAAGACUUCCGUCACCGAAAAGGAGGGACUGUAUUGUAUACUGUGUUACUGCUUAAACAAGUCACAGUGUAGAAUCUCGGAACAAAACUACCGGUACGUUAUAUGGAUGUGACAUAACGUUCUCGACUUCGGUUAGAGCGUAUUCCCUUAUCUCUAAAUCACGACUUAUAUGCUCUUUUCUAUAACGGUUGUUUGGCUUGCCAUUGAGAAUGGCCCUCCCCUUUUCCUGAACUUGUUGAACACAAUUUGUCGAAAAAACUUUCUUCCUUUAUGGGUUCCUUUAUAUGUUCAUUGAUAACCUUUUCUCCUGAGAUCUCAAACACGACCUUAAACUGUCGCGAUUUUUCCCUAGGGUGGUAUCAUAUAUGGCCUAAAAGAGUAUUGUUACUUUUGCUUUAUGCUUAAUUUUAUAGGAAAGUGAUCAGACUUCAGAAUGACUUUUUUUUUAGACAGAAAUGGAAAGGGAAAGUGACGACUCUGUUCUUAACUUUCUCUUAUUAAACUUGUGCCGGGUGUUUUUUUUUUCUUUUUAAGAUUCCCGCAAUGAAAAAUUCGGUAGUGUUUGACAAAGGCUACUUUUACACUUGAUUAUUACUUCGCAGCAAGCGAUCAAGAAGAAUUCGGAUUAGUGGGAACCACCAAGUCAGAUCUUAGCAUCGACGAAGACCAUUCACCUGGACUGAAAUACAUCAGACCUCCAAGAAGGACGUCAUUUAAGAAGACACCAAAUGAAGCGAAGAGUAAGUCUGGAGAUACUGUGCGUAGAUCUUCCUUGGGUGGGCCUUGAGGGGCGCAGGACCGUGUCUUCUCUUUUUCAAGAAAAUGUUUCUGCUUUUUGUUUAAUAUCAUCAUCGUUAAUCUAUUCUCCUAAGGGGGGGGGGGUACGACUUUUUUAGGCUAUGUUUAUGUGUUAUUUAUUCUCUCACAACAACAUUUCAGCUGAAACGAAUGACAACCUAGGCAACCUAAGACUAUCAACGUUCCUGUCACUAACGAAAUCUUGUUCAGCGGUAUGACGCAAGACUAGAACCCAGCCUCCAAUGAGGAAGUAAACGAAGCUUUCGGUUUCCUAAUCGCUAUCACUAAACGAAAACUAUCUACCUAGGAGGUUUACUAUAAGUUUGUUACUCGUCUCAGAAUGUUUUCUUCCCCUCUUGAUGAUGACGAAGGAGAUUUCAUGUCCCCGACCCGUGGAGGGUGAGCAAUUGAUUUACUUUUGUAAUCUGUCUUUUGCCAUUUCACAUGUUAUCGUAGAAGUUCAAGAUGGCGGAAAAUUGAGGUCGCGUGACAGUGUUCUUAUCUCGCAUAGCUCUUCCAAGCUUGCAUCGUUAUUUGGUCAGGAUAGAGCAUCGUUUUUAGGAGGGAAUGAAUCCUUGACGUACACUGCUCCUAAGCAGCCAAAGAAAGAGAAACCAGGUGAACGGCUAAUUAAUUUAUGUGCAGUGUGCGGUUACAAUCGAAUCAACCUUGUCGUGAUCUCGGUGUACGAAGUGCGUGGUCAUUUUUUCGCGCUGAAUCAGGCAAUUCAAGUAGAUCUUUUGAGAAUACCUCAAAAGAAAGAAACACGUGAGAAUUUGUAAUUUUGCACAAGUGACACAACCGAUCAGCAACCCUUUUUUCUUUCGUACCCCUCCCCCUUGCUCCAAGCCUCCAGCUAUCCUCUUUUCGGUCACUUCGUUCACCGGGAUGUCUGUUAUGACAACUAAGGUAAAGCAACUCUUUUUAUAAGUGCACUGCCAAUACUUCUCUCCAUUAACCAGAGGCUGAGAGCGAAUAUAGUGACCUGCUAAGCGUUUUUUUUUUGUGCACAUUUUCACUGUAUCAACUAAUUCUGUUGUCAGUGUUAAUACCAUAUUAUUAUAUUUAUAUCACGUUUUUUUGUGAAGGGGAGCUUACAGAGCUUAAAUCAAUUUUUUAAUUGAAUUCAACAGUUAAGGAUUUGAAAUUUGAACAAUAAUUUUAGUGUAGAAUAUCCUAAAAGUAUGUGUAAAAUCAAAGUAAAAAAGAGAGUGCCAUUUCAGAUAACUGUCUUUUUAAGGGUUUGAAUCUCUUUACCAAAUAAAUCCCAUGUUGUCAUGUGUCCCUUGUAGGUCACAGAUGACAUCAAAAUAUGGUAAGAACAAAAAGGUGGCACAGGAGGGGCAGCCAAGUGUAAUACUGAUGUUCUUGUCGCAUUUUGACGUUUUCUGUGAUCUAUAACUGUGAACAGCUUGAGGAAUCUGGCAUAAUUUUGUGAUGCACUUGUUGUUGAUACCAUUGUUUAUCUCUAGCUGGAGCAGCGCAAGCUGGUGGUGGAGAAACAACACUCUUGUUUGCAACUGCAGUCCAUGCCUACAAAUAGUAAGUGGCUCUUCAGUGUAUUGUGUAUGUAAAUCCCUGUUUCUCUUCAGCACUUUUUGAUAAAAAAUUUUGCAGACUUGCAAAAGAGUUUUAAACAUCUGUUACAUCACAUUCUAGUGUCAAUGGCCAAUAUGCUAGUCAGGGAAAACUGGGUGCUGCAGUGUUGGGCAAUCAUCCUGCAAAUGAUGUAAGUUAUCCAUGCUAAGCUUAACAGUCAAGAGCUUGGUUGGUAAUCAUUUCCUCUUUUUUUGUUACCUUAGUGUUUAUUUAGGGGUGAUAUUGUAAGGAGAAACUAGAUGCAAGUCACUCUCUGUGGUCACAGGGUUAAAAAAGCUUCACUGAAUACAGACCCAUUUUACAGUAAAUGUAGGACUUGGCUUUGUCACUGCACUUAUAACACUUGUUCAUGAAAGUUCAUAAAAUACGGGUUUAGCUGUACAUAUUUUACUCUCACAAUGAUGUAUAAGGGAAAAUGGAAAUUCCAAUACUUAUAUAUCGUGCUAUUAUUUCUUUACAAAUGUAGUACCGGAUUCUCGUUUAUGCUUCAAAACAACAGCAAGUGACCACAGCAAAAAUUCAUGGGAAUUUUUCAUUCACGGUAAAUAUAUGAGUGGAUUACAUUGUAUGAUAUGUUAGUUAAAUUGUAAAUUUUCAAGUGUUCAGCAUUCAUACUUUUAUUUCCCCAGACGGUAGUUUUAACAGUUAUAUAUUUUUUUUUAGGUUCAAGGAAGUAAUUAUGCAAGUUUUUAUGAUGACCAGAGGCAGACAUGGUCACUUAAUUUUGAAUCGGAUAAGAAUAUCACAGAUUUUGCGAAACAGGUAAUUAGUUAGCUGAGAUUGUACGAGAGUGUGCAUUGGUUUUGUUUUACUUUGCUCUGUGAUUGGUUCAGAAACAAGCUCCAUGCUCUCAACCAUCAGAUACAAAACUAGAAUCAGUCACAACUUUGUUGCAUGUGUUUUCUGCACUUUAAGCAGUUUGGUUGUUUUUACUUGGAGUCUUCAUUGGCUCUCAACCCUUUAAAUCCCACUAGUGACCAAGACAGAAUUCCUUCUUACACCAUAUCUACAAUAUCAAGCAGACAAGUAAUGAGAAUAAAGAAAAAUAUUAAUUGGGGGAUUAUUGGUUGAUCUAAUUCCAAAUUCUCCAAAACACUGUUAUAUAAACUGUAAGGCAGACAGUAAGGAGAAUUACUAAUGACAUCUUGAGAAUUAAAGGGUUAAAGGUAUUUUCCUUUUUUCUGAUUGGCCUUAACAUGAUCUGCACUUAGGUUUUGGUUUUAUAGAACUCAAUCAAAAAGUGCUUUUAUAUAUGACAAUUAACUGUGUGUGAGUUUUCCUUCAUGUUCAUUUGAACUACGGCCAUGGAUUAAUCUUUCAAGAAAUAAGAAAAAUCAAGAUCUUAAGGUUGCAAACAAGUAAAAUUAGCAUUUUGAUGGAAUAAAUUUGGCGUUAGCAUUGCAGAAGACAGGGUAAAAUCAGGGUUUAAAGAAAAUUAAGUUUUCAAAGAUUAGUGCUGGAGGUUGGAUUUGAAAGGUGCAUAACAGUAGAUUUUAAUCCUGGUAGAAUGCCCAAAGAAUGCUUUGGCAAUUAACUACAGUAAGACUUAUUGGAUUUUGACAGACAUGAAACUGUUACUUAGUGGUUUGAAUUUAUGCUGUGAAAAUAUAGUUUUGUCUGUAUCAUAACAUGACAAGUGUGGGUUACUGGUAAAGCAAAUAAAGAGAAAAUUAGUUUUUAAGUGGAGCAGCUAAGAAGCCACUGCAACCUUUUGAAAUUAAUUGAGAAGGAAUACAGUUGUCCUGUUGGAAUUGAUUUACAGGUUGGGUUAUCAAAAUUCAAUUCUGCUUCAUCAAAUCUUUGCACACAAGAUCUCUCUCCUGGUGAUGGACAGGUAAGGGUCAUCAUGUUUUUUUAGGCAGCUAAAUGACUGCUCCAGUGGUCAAAUAAGUUUUUGUUUUCUAGAUGUUCUUUUGAGAAAUAUUUUACCGUUUAGUUUUCCUGAUCAAGUACUCAAGCACAAGCCAUGAAUCCACCCUGAAAAAGGAGGUUAUGCAUAGUAAAAGGGAUCUUAUAUCAAUCAGUUUUACUCAACUAUUAAAAUGUAUUGAAUCGCAAAAAAACCCAUUAUUGUGCUUAAAACCAUGAAUGCCUUCUUAAAACUAUGUGUAUUCUAAGGUUUAAAUCAUGUAACAAAUUUUUAAGAAGACUUUCAAACCUGUUUUUGACAAUUGGAGGCAGGUCAAAGGUUAUAAUAAGAUUUCAACUAAUAGUGUGUGAGACAGCAACUUCUGUUUGUGAUGUACUACUGGUGACAAACAAUUUUCAGCCAAUAACUAUUUUCCCUGAUCAUUCAAAACAAGUCAACUUCCCAAAUUGUCCUAUUUUGACCCCUGUGGCCUUUUGGAAGUGGUGUAAUAACUGAAGAGUACUUACCUAUAACUGCAGUUUCAAAAAGAAUACUCACUUUUGUUUUUGUAUCAUGCCUUCAGGCUAUUGAACUGGGGGAUGCUUUAGAAGUCAAGUACACUGGAUGGUUAUGGACUAAUAACAGUUUUGGAAAAGUAAAUUUUUUACUUCAAUCAAUCUUAUGUAAUUUCUACUGACUGUAAAAUGCACGUCACUGGAACUAAUUUUUUAAUUUUUAGGUUUUUGACAGCAAUGCUGAGACAGAUAAAACAUUCAAAUUCAAAACAGGGAAAGGAAAAGUAAUCAAGGUACACAGACAACACACAGUACAGUAAUUUCAUAUAUUAAGUCUCCUUGAUCUGUCAGAGUCCCUUAUUCUGUUCAUUCAGUUUGUCUGUUUGGAUGCUUCUCAUCCAUUUGUCUAUCCAUGUUCUAGUUCUCAUCUGUAUGCCUUUUCUGUUUUCUUUCUUUCUUUCUGUAAUUUUUUAAAAUCUUUCCUUCACACUUUACACCCCAACAUCAGUAUGUAUAUGUUGUGGUGCAAUUUUAUCCUCAGUUCAAUUUUUUUUUGUUUGCCUUUUGGUACUGUAAUGUAUGAUAGUAAGGUUGAAAGAAAGGAAAAUAAAAUUUGAACCAAGGAUAAAAUUAAACCACAUCAUAUAUCCUCCAUACUGUUCUUUAUGUGUUUUCCAAGGUACUAACAAUAGUUAAACAGACAAGAGUUAUUUUAAUUGGUGAUCAUUUCCUUUAUUCUCAUGACCUUAAUCUGUGAUUCAGUGGUGAUAUUGUGGAGAGAAAUUAGAUGCUAGUCACUCUCAGGGGUCAAAGGGUUAAGUUUAUGACUUGAGUUAUACUCCAGGAAAUAUUUAUUGUACUGGCUUUCAAUGUUCAUAUUCUCUGUCAUGGUAAAGACAUUGUUUUGAACUGUGGUGAAAUAUUUUAAAUUUCUUUAGGGAUGGGAGCAAGGAGUGAUAGGCAUGAAAAAAGGUGGAAAGAGGUUGAUUGCCAUUCCGUCUGCUCUGGCUUAUGGAGAAAAGGUCAGAUCUUAAGUUAAACAUUUUAAAUCUUAAGGGGAGUGUGAAAUUCACCAACCCUUGGUUUCUCUCAACUCUGAUAAUUGUAAACAGAACUGGUUUCCCUUACCUUGUCGAACUCUGUCAUUAUAAGGCAAGCAGGUAAUGAGAAUACUUAAACUAAACAGUGAGAUCUUGUGAGUGUAAGGGUUAACAUGAUACUAUGGAUUCAUUGUUAUUGAAUGAUGAUACAAGUACAAUAACUGGCAGUAAAAAACAUAAUGUAAUUCACUUAGUUUCUGUUAACUGUAAUUGAUUGAUAUUCUCCUAGAUUGAACUUGAAGAUAAUUUUCUCUGCAUUCAUUGCAAACAUUGAUCAUAUGUGUUUCUUUGCAGGGUGUACCUUCCAGAGUGCCUCCUAACUCCUCUCUCUUGUUUGAAGUAGAGGUUUUAAGGGUAUGUAUUUUUAAGAUACUUCCAAAUUACAAGCAUCCCUACAUUUACAUCAAGACAAUGAUUAGUGGUGAUAGUUAUGAUAACUGUGAUAACACCAAUGAUAGUAAUAGUAAUAAUGACAACAAUAAUAAUUUAACAUUCAAGUAAUAUCAAGGAAAGAAAAAAUAUUCCUGUGUUUUUUUUCAUGAAAAACAAGACAUAGUGCUGUUGACUCAUAUACUGAUUGAGAUCAUUUGUCAACAGAUUAAGUCCAGUAGAGAGUCAAAUGAAUCUCCAAUGACAGUUCAUGAACCUUCUACAGCACAAAAUACUGAUCAACUGCCUGACAUUUUGUCUGAGCCUUCUGGCACAAGAAAAAAGUCUACAGAUUCUGUUUCGUCACUAAGGUAGCAUGAAAUUAUCUAUUGGAAAGUGUGCAGUGUAAUCUCACCAUGGAAAUAAAGGGUGUGACAUGAUAUUGUGUAAGUUGACGAGGCUCUGUGAAAAUCACUUCAUUUCAUUUCUUAAUCUCUUCACUGCACUAUAUUGAGCAUACCACACAGGUACAUAGAUUGGUAAUUUAAGAUUAUUUCUCAGAGUCAUAGAAGCUUGUUAACAUGGUGAUCUUUUAUGUAAAAAAAUUAUGUCAGUUUGAUGGGCAAGGGUUAUUUGGCUGUUAAUAAUUACCUUUGGCUAAACAGUUCUACUUGUGAUCCUUAGUGUCCCAGGAGACUCUGGAAUUAAAGGGAGAACUGCGUCAAUCACAGAACAGCUUUCACAGGUCAGGCAGUACUCUGUUUGUUUAUCUGAUGAAGCUUUUGUUAUUGAAACUUUCAAUGCCACUUACCAUGCUAAUUGUUUUGUUAUAAGAGUCUAUUAGAAAUUUGUCAGUUGUAGCUCUGCACAAAGGUUUAAUCUUGGGACAGGUACUCAACAUACUUGCAAGGGUUUUGCAGUGGCAUUGCCGCAUGUUUUUGUUAAAAUUUAUUUUGCCUGCUACAACAGAUACAUUUAAGCCUGUUUCAUUCCCUUCCCUCCCUCCCUCCCUAAUUUUGUAAAAGUGUUUCUUGCCCAUUGUAAAAGUGUGGCAGUGAUAUCUUUACAGGUACUUGAAAGGGGGCUGUGGCUCAGUUGCCAUGGUGACCUCUCAACAAAGAGAUUGUAGUCCUCCUGUGUUGCUCCCUUCGGGAGAAUUUACCAGUCAAUACUUACUAUACUGAUAUACAUGACUAGCACACCCUUUUCCAGACUCAAAUUGUCUCUCUGUUGUGUAGUCUCCAGGGAAAAACACAGAUAAGGCUCGUUUACUUGCACGGAUGUCUAAGAUGGGAAAAAAUCCUUUAUCCCUGCCUGGAGCUGUGGUUGCCGAACCUGAAAAUGAUGAACUGGGAGAGCAGGAGCAGGUAAGUAACACAGUCAUCUCUAACAAUUGUAUCUAUCAUAGUCAUACGUCUGCAGUAGUAUGUUAAUUUAUGAAUGAAUAAAUGAAACAUUUGGUCUUUAACCUCAGACAAAAAGUUACGGAAGAGAAUGGAAGCAAACUUUAUAGUUUGAUUAGAAUUCUAACUACCUCUGAAGCACAUAAAUAAGCUUUUAGUCUACAAUGAGUAUUUUCCAAUGUAAACUGAGGACAGACUCAAUCUUUUUCUCAUACUAAAAAAAGGCUUAGUGCAUUGGAGCGCGGAAUCCGAAGGUCUGAGGUUCGAUUCCACAUAGUGACUCAGAUUUUUUUCUUUGUCCCACGCUCGUGACGAGACGAAAAACGUCUUUCUCAAGAUAGUGUUGAUUGUUUAUUAAAAUUAUUUGAUAGGAAAUUCCAACUCAUGGUGAGUUCAGUACUCCAGAAACAGCAGAUGGGAGGACAACAAAUCCACCAGCCAUUAGCUCCAACCCUCAUCCUAAUGUUCGCACCAAGCCCCAUCCUCCUCCGCGACCAGUACCUCAGGUUCACCCAGAGGUCCAUCAGCCAGUCCAUAAUCCAACGCCUCCUGCACAGCCAAUCCAACAGACUGUCAUGAACCCACAACCAGUGAUGCAGCCAGCUUUCACACCCCAUCAGCAAGUUGCUUUGUAUCAGGUUGGUUUUAAUAAAAUUAGUAAAAAGAAGUUGUUUAAAGCUAGCAGAUUUUAUCCUAUGAAAGUGUUGCUUUUAUUUAAGUUUUUUAAUAAGUUAGGUAGACCUUUAAUGUAAAAGUAAAAGUUUAUGUCUAAGGACCUUUCCGCGCCAGCGGCAAAAUUGUUUAUUCAGACAAAUUCUGUGUUAUCACCAACAUUUUACAAGUGCGGAUGGUUGGUCGCGACUCGGCAAAUUUUAGCCGAGGCGGGCAAAUCUUCAAACGCACCGCCGACAAAAUUAGUUUUGGUCCUGUUUAAAACAAAAAAGGAAAAAUCGACUACAAAAGCAAAAGCGUGAUAGACUUGUCAAUUAUUUGUCGUAUAAGCUACGACAAGCGUGUUACUGAACUGAGAUCAGUUUACUCGAAAGGCAAAAAUUGUCUUUUGCAGCAAAACUCGGAAAUUCUAAAAUUUUAAAACGACUUAGUAUAAAUCCUGGAAAUUGGAGGUGGAAUCCUUUGGCAAACUAUGCUGGUUGGUCUUAUGAACAGAUUAGGCGCUGACGGAAUUUUACGGCUUUGAAAUUUUUCAUGCGGAUGCACCAGACGAAACAAAAAUUUGUCAGGACAAAAUUUGUCCUUUGAUUUUGUCGGGACAAUUCUAGUUUUGUCCGCUAGUACAGAAAGGCCCUAAGAUUGCCCUAGAGUUACCAAUGACAACAAACAUCUCGUUUCCAAGAGUGUCCAUCAAGCAAGUUGUACAAAACUGCGCUGUGCUUCAACAGUUUCUUAUUUCGAGUGCCGUUUUUUCUUGCCCUCAGCAGACUUAGUUAAAUAAGAGUGACUUCAUUUUUGCAUAGCCAGUGUGUUAAGAUGCUCACAGUGACGAUGCUUUAAAAGCUCUAAGUAGAAGAAAAUUGCAGAGUGAGCCCUAUAGCUAAGUCUAAAGGCGCCUCAUAUGUUAAAUUUGAAACAGGUUAAACGUUAGUCUGAAAUAUGAUACAUAUGAUUAGGUUAUGUUUUGUGAAACAUUUUGAGCCACCGAGAAGUUACUUUUGGACAAUGACGAGAGAAGUCGCUGCAAACAUGUUUUGAAUUUUUUGCAAUUGCUUUUGCCUUGUUAUUGCAAAACGUAAGAUUUUGAGUUGCCCUCUGUGGAAAAUGAGAUUUUGCUCAUGAUGAAAAGAAGUCAUUCUUUGUCUGGUAUGUUUUAGAAAAAUGCAGUUCCAGGUUUGAUAACCAGCCGUUUGAAAAAUAAUCCCACGGGAGGAACAAAGAUUUGAGAUAGUGAGCUUACUAGAGAGGUAAAUGAAUGAAGGGGGUAUGUUUCUAGAGAAACUGUGGUGCUGCGUCGGUGGAGAGUAUAACAAAAUAAUUUAGUUUUAUCAGCUGAGUUGAAAAUGGAAAUUGGCCACCGUAAAGAGGUUCCUAGCUGACGUUCCGAAUGUUAGCCCUUCGUCAGAGCAAAUCAGAGAGGUAGCUGAUGACAGAUUAAGUUAACCACUGUUCUGGUUUUAUUCUGUAGCCUCCACCCAGCAUGGGGUAUCCCAUGAUGGGACCUCAGCCACAGAUAAUCACUGCACCAUAUUCAGCCCCACCCCCUACUCCUCCAGCCCCUCCACCCCAGCCUAGUGCUAAUGACGCAAUGGUCCCAGUGCUUAUGGCAGAGACACGGCAACAGCAAGGUGAAAUACGCAUGUCUAUUGGCAAGUUGUCAGACAAGAUUGACGAGCUCUCUAACAAGGUGAGCUUACUUGAUCAUCGGUGUUACGAUAUUAUUUCAUUCCUGAAUCUGUCUUCGUCGAAAAGUGAUGAAUAAUUUAUUAGAAAGCUCUUGUUUCUUAGUAAUGCCUUUUUCUACAGGAGCGGGAUAAAUUCAAGCCCUAUGAUAUGAGAAAUUACAUGUAUGAAAUUAUUGUUUGUUUCCCAAUCAGUAUCAGUAUAGUAGGUUGGCAUUGCAGCACUGCGAUGCAUGAAAUAUCAAUAUAAAAAUGUUUUGAUUUUAUCUCGAGCACCAUAUCGUGAAGUGAAAUGUUCACAAUUUGCAUCCUCCUAGUAGAACUUUUGAAUGAACAGUAAGUACACUCCUGCUCCGUAUGAUCUUUAAACUUCGUUCUAUCGAAGUCUUUACGUGACUCAAUACAGCUACCAGAAACUAAAUUUUCGGGCGAUUUUUGUCGUAGGUUGAGCGUCAUCAGCAGAACACAGCACAGCAUGGUGGACAACUAACACAAGUUGGUCAGAUGGGAAUCGGUGCCUUUGGUAAUCCACAAGCGGCAAUGGAAGCUGCUGUUUUAGUUCACAACAUUACCAGAAUAGUGCAGGUAAUACAUUAGACUAACUUGGUCAAAUAUGCGUUAUUUUUGGUACUUUUUCGUGCCAAUCUUCAACAUAUCGCAUAUUCAGUAUGAUUUUGAUGCACAUGUAAGUGAAAUAAAAUUAUUAGGUUGUCAAGUUACUGUUGAACUGCGGCCAAUAUCUUGCUUUGCUGGAGAACAGACUUUCAAAUAAAGCCGUUAUCCUCACAGAUUUAAGCAAUAGUCCACUUACAGUUGCGUGCCUGGUUGCCAAGCCUUUGAACAGGAUUGAGGCUAAGGGUGACCUUGUUAUGAUACAAACCUUGCUGCUAAUCAAAUGCAAAUUACUUUGUUUUCAUGCUAACGAGAUACUGGUCUCUAUCACAACAAGGUCACCUUCAGCCUCACUCUAAAUCAAAGGCUUAGCAACUAAGUACUCUAAAAUGGCCCGGUGAAGAAACAAAGCUUGACUAAACUUCAGGCUUUGACGGGAUUGUAACCCGUGCCUCCAGAUGCUAAUAGGUAUACCAGUAAGUAUAUUUCAUGGCAAUAAUUUGUGCCAAGUAUUUUAUAUGCAACGAGGGCAGGAGGGACAUUUUGUGUCCUUCAGAAAGCCGGCCAAUCACAGAACAAGCUACAUUAUUUAAAAUACAAUGGGGGAGGGUGACUUUUCCUAUCGAUAAUCAGCAUUAAGGAGGGUUGUAGUCGUACUGAGAGGACUAUUUUCGAUCUUUGAAGAGGAAAACCUCUUUGCGGAAUUUUGCGUCAUUAUCUGGAGUUCAAGGACCAUUAGACAACUUGUCAUGCACAUUGUCCGCAAUGAGUUUGUCAGUAAGGCAAUCUAGGUACAUUCAUUUUAUAAAAUCUCAUUCCCUACGAUUCUAGGAAAAUGAAAAGUUAAAAGCUGAAGGUGCUGAAAAGUCCAGAAAGAUUGAGACGCUGAAUGACAAGAUAUCAGAGUUACUGCAAAAGAGUCAGAGGUAUUUUUUAGUCGCGUUAAUUCCCAGAAUACAAAAAGUUGACAGAUGCAUGUAUAUGAGCCCAUUCCAGUUUCCUUUUUUUUAUUAACUCUCGCCUUAUAAACUCAGGAAGUAACGUGUGGUUGUGUUAUGAUUUUCAGAUUUGUUGAACAUAGCAACACGAUGUUGGAACAAAGGAGUGAUUCUUUACAAGUGAACACAGCACAGUCACAAGCAAGGGUGUUAUCGCUAGAACAAGAAAAGGUAAUCUGCAAACUCAUUUUCCCUGUUAUGUUGGGUGGAAUACCUCAGAAAGCGUUGUUGGGACAAUUCCUGCCUGGAAUGUUGGUCUGCAAGAUGGCAUAGAAACAUUAGCAAUUAACAAGAUUGUAAGGGGGAGAGGGGUGAAAGAACAUCAUAGACAUUGAUCCAGAGAAGAGGUCCAACUCAUUAUGUCUGGGAGCGUAGUUUGAUAUCCAAAUUGUAUUGUUUAUCUUUAAAUUGUUUGUCGUUUGUUUCUUAGAUCACCAUGAGCAGCGAGCUAACAUCAGCCAAGACACAUUUGGCAGCUCUACAGAACGAAGUAGCGUUACUCCGUCAGAGGGAAGCAGAGCUCAGUGGUCAUCUCAGCAAGGCGACAUCAGAAGCUGAAAAAUACAGAAAUGACCUGAUGCGAGCUAAAGAUUCGCACACAGGUUGGUUUGGAAAUGAGAAGUGUUCUCUAAUGGUUGACACAGAUCAAGCCUGUACGUAAAGUAAUUCAUACCAAAUGUGUGUCAAUAUGCCGCUAACUUGGAGGAAAAUUUUGGAAUUUGGCAAAUUAUUUUAAUACCCAUCUUGUUGAAGAAAGAAUUUAAAGAGACUUCUUAUCUUUUCUAUAAGAAAAUAGAUGUUCGAGUUCCCAUCUAUCGAACAGGGAAAUAACAACGAUUCCAGAGCUAUCGUCUCCAGCUACCAGCUUUCUAUUUUAUCUCCCUCUUACCUCUUCAAAUUAUGACGUGUCUGAUGCUUUCCAGAUUGAAUAAAUUCUUUACGUAGCUGUUUUUUUCCCAUCUUGCUCUCUUCUAUGUGUAAGCCUUGCAUAGCGAGGUCAGGAAAUCCAGGCGUAUUUUUUAUGGAUUGUUUUUCUCGUGUGACUGUAGAAAGUGCAGAAGAGAGUGAUAAACUGAAGCAGUCGCUUAAAGAGGAAAAACAGACAAGGAAAAGACUGGAAAGCAAAGUGGAGCACAUUGAAGAGGAGUUAAAUGAUUUGAAACAUGAAAAAGAAAGUUUGGAAAAGGUAGGAACAGUCAACUGCGUUUGGUAUAAAACUUGACACCAGAUAGAUACUUACUGAUGUGAUUUAGCCUCGCUACAGCUGUUUGCGCAGUGAAUGACUUUAUAUUUUGUCUUUCUUUUCAGGGUUUAACAGAUCGAAAAAAGAAACAUGCCGUCGACAAGAAGAAGUUCGAGGAAGAACUAGAAGAUCUGCGAUCACAGCAAGAGGUAACUGAAAAAGUUUUUAGGCUUCAGCUCAGGAUCACGUCAACAUCUGAGUGUUACUAGUUCCCACAGAAGGGCAAGUAUCAUGGAUUAACAAUUUCUCACUCAGGUGUGACCAAGAUGUGGUUUCUCUUUCAAUAUCGGCACACUAUCAAGCAGAAAGGUAAUGACAUUUCGGAAAAAAUGUCAAUUAAGGGAUAUCAUUUGAACCAGCAUCAAUUUAUGGCAGAUAGUAACGAGAAUUACUACUAUUGGAAGUGAAUAAGUUAAUUGAGAUAAUUUUUGUAAGUGCUUUUGAUUCCUAUGGGAUAGGCAGCGGUCUAGUUGUUACCGCGCUAGACUCUGGAUUGAGAGGACUGGGUUCAAGUCCUGGGUCAGGGCCUUGGGCUAAGAUCUUUGUGUUGUUGGGUAAGACACUGUUUUCCCACGGUGUCCCUCUCUACCCCAGGAGUUUAAAGAUGUACUGAGUGUGGUUGGCAAAGUUUAUUAAAUGCUAGAUGCAGGUCUACGAUGGACCAGUAUCCCAUUCCGUGUUGGUAGUAAUACUAGUCGUUCUGUUAUGUGCAAGCUGAUCCAUUGUAACUAGCAAUUACAAAUUCUAUUGUGUUAGAUCAGUAACAUUUCUGCUCUCUGGUAGGAGGAGAUAAAAUUUUUGAAGGAAAAACACAGAAAAGAGAAGCAAUCAAGUGGAACAGUCACAGCGCAACAGGUUAGCAUUUGAUGUUUGUUUUUUGCUUUGAUCCCGAUUUACAGUGCUUACAUUUGAUGUUGAGACAGAUGUACAAACCCCGCGGCGUUUCGAGCCGACGAGUUAUGCGAGCGUGCGAGAUGUUUGAAAGGGCGUGCGAGUGUUGUGGCACAUGCCAGGCCCCUCACAGACUUAUGACGGUGCAGGUUGGCUGGUCAAUCUUUUGACAAUGGUGUAAUGUGAAGAAAAGACAAAUGUUCUGAUUUUAUUUUCAGGUCGCUCAGGCGGAAGCAGAACUUGAAACGAGAUGGACAGAAAAAGCAGAAAAAAUGGUUGCACAGACUGAAGAGAAAUGGAAAAGGAGAUUCCAAGAAGUUACUGAUGAAAAGGAAGAGACAGUAAAAAAACUGGCAGAACUUCGAGAAAAGGUUAUGAAAGUUUGUUUUUACCAGUUGGGAGUACUGCAAAUUGAGCUCAGAACAGAUAUAUUGUUAAGAUUUCGUGUUCUUGGGUGGUACAAAAUAAAUUUGUGAAGUCAGUGCCAAAACUUCUGUCCAAUCUGAUCGUUUUCGGACAUUUUUACGUGUCUCGAUACGACCUUCGAAUCGACACAGUUAACGAAAGAACAUUGAAGUUAACAGACAGUUUUCCUGGUUUUCCUGAAGGUUUCAACGCUUAAAGCAGGCGACGAUGAAAAAGAAGAGAAGAUCAAAGACCUUCAAGAGAAAUUAGAAGAUCUCGCCGGAAUACGAGAAAAGGUAGGGAUAUUUUGGUGUUGAAUGAUGUUCAAAACUGCUCUCAACUUUUGAAGGAGAGUAAAUAAUAUUGGUAUGGUUAUACUGGAAAACACAGAAAAGGCGACUUAACACAUAGGAAGAACCGCUAUGGCUUCGGAUGAAGAAGCCUAACAUAGAUUGUAAAUUAGAGAUAAACGAGAUGAAAAACUGUUAAUUUGGCCUCAUGAAGCAGUUUUGAAUGUAGUCUAUGUUAUCUUCUUUGUCGUUUCCUUUAAUAUUCUCUUCCCCUCCUUAAGUUAUCAUAACCUUUCCAAGUUAUCUGGCCUUAAAAAAAAAAAGAGAUAAAGGUGAAGAUUAAGGCGACGUCUUACAAAUUUAUGCGAUGUGAGGGCGUUAGAUAGAAUGAAAAAAACCGACCGAAAGAAGUUUUUUCGUGAUUAUCUCAGAAGAGUUGUUUGCCUUUUCUUUUAUAAAAUAACAGUACAAGCGUCUUCAGGAUUCUCAAGGUGACAGAGAUUCGCAGAUAGAAGCACUUCGCUCAUCAGAACAAGAGCUAAUCGCGCUUCAGGCCAAGGUAAGGAGAACAACAUCAACAAGCGUCAGAACACGCCAAAAAUUACGUUUCACAAGGGGGUGGUGUCAAGCACGAGGCCACCGUGAAGGUCGAGUCACGUGCAGGCGGAAAACUGAGAAAAAAAUGAAGUGUUUUCCUUGGUUCGCCUGAAUACUCAUGCAGACUUGCGACUGUUGAGGAGGCUUUUUUUAAAUUUUUGUUUGUUUUGUCCAACUAAAUAGUACCAAGAAGUUCGCUCCAGAACGUUGAAAAUGAAGGAACAGUAUGAAGAGCAACUGGCUUCCGCCGAACAGGUUUGUCUAACUUACUAGAAUUUUGUUACUUAAAUCGGAUGAUGAUUCCAGACAAACCUUUUCGUCUGGUGGAUUAGGUGUUGGUUUGCAUGAAGACAAGGCCUCACAUAAUUUGUUAGUCUCAUCGUUGUGUUGAAUUUCAUUUCAGGAACGUGAAUCUGCUGUUUCAGAAGCAUACAGUAAAGGAUUGACGGAAGGGAAGAAACAGAGCGCUACGAGCAAAGAAAAAUCCUCUGUCAACGUGACUGAUGAAGUAAGUCGGAAUUUCAAUCAAAAAGCUUUUAACUUCUAGCUUACUUGGACGUCACAGGUUCGUUUUAGCAUGUUAUGUAAACAAUAUCAAUUCCUUCGCUGAAGUUUGCUCGGAAUCGUUAUGGUAGCAAUGCGUUUUGACUUUUAUUACCUUUUUGCAUUACACAGGUCAAACGUAUUAUGAACACGGUGUUCUAUAUGCUGAGAAGUGAGUUCGAAGCGGACGACAGUUAUACAGGCUCGCAAGUCAUGUCCGUAAUUCUUAAAACCAUUAAGGUAUGAGCAAUGUUUUACACAGGAGUCAAUAGAAACUCAGUCGACACGCAGUCAACCUUUUGAGUUAAAAAUCCGUCAAAUUGAUCCUGUUGCAAGUGUAUCAUUGUUAAGGAAAGGCUCGAUUUAAAAUUCAGUGGCUGCCCUUGUUAUAAACACAGACCGUUUACUUUUUGACAAAAACUAAUGCCUGUAAUGGAAAUUAUAUUUCUGGCUAUUUGUUUCUCGCUGCAUUCCUAAUGGAGUAAAUAGCAUAGCAGUAUCUUGUGAGUAGUGAACAGAGUACAUUGUGCUGUUAACCUGAAGUCGAAAACGUAGUGAUUUUUUCACAUUCACCAAAAUAGAGUACGAAAUUUGGUGCUGCUAUUGUGGAACUUCUAUCCAAGGGACACGUUCGACACUGGAAACAGUGUCCCCUUGGUAGUGGUGUCCCUUCAGUGAAAAUAGCAGAAGAGCUAUUAAAGCAGUUCGCUCCGUUCAGACCCGGCAAAGUUUGUGUCCCUUGAAUUUAGUCGUGUCUUAAAAAGAUAUUCCGUUACAUUAUUGAAAAACAAGAAGAGGAAAAGUAUCCUCUUGCAAAAGUUUGGUAAAUAUGAGCCAGUAGAUAUCAACCAAAGGACGAGUCGCGAACUUCAUGGUGAAUGAAUUACCGAUAAUGCAAAUUUGUUUUUGUUACAGGAAGUGACCAUGAAACUUGUGAGUGGAAAAUCAUCCAAGACGGAAGAAAGUGAAGAAGAGGAGGAGGAAGAGGAUGAAGAAGAAGAAGCAGAAGAUGAAGAAGAUGGAGAAGAAGAAGAAGAAGAAGAAGAAGAAGAAGAAGAAGAGAAGGAGAAAGAAGAAGAAGAAGAAGAAGGAAAAGAAGAAGAGACACUUGUGGGUGGAGAAGCAGCAAGGAAAGAAGAGAACAGAGAAGAAGACCAAGAAGAAUCAGAGGAAGAAGUGAAACCUGAGGAAACUAUUCAAGGUGUUGAUGAAGGAGAUGAAGAUGAAAGAGAUGAAGAGAAGGAAAGUAAAGAGUCUGUUACAGAGGAGGCUGAUAACCACCAGCGAGAAGGAUUCCAAGGAACUGUCGUUGAACAAAGCAAAGAUGAAAUAGAGUCCAAUGAAAUGAAAAAUGAAGGAACCGAGCAUUUAGCACACAACGGUGAAAUCAAAGAAAAAGUGGAUUCUGUAGCUGUAGAUGAUGUAGAUGAUGGUCAUUUAGAAAGCUCUAACGAUAGAGGAAUCAAUGAAAACACUGACAAUUUAGACAAUUCUUCCGAGGACUCAUUUCAAGGAAAUCAAAUAGAUGUUCCUUCUUUAAAAGAACUUUCUGCGGAGACAGAUGAAGACGCUGGAGCCGAUACUUCGGAAAAGGUUGUGCCAUCUGUAUCAGAAAGCAUAGAAGAUGCUUUUGGCGUCUCUGAGCAACGUAAAGAAGAACAAGAGACACAAGGUAGAAAUGACAGAGAACUUAUUAACCUUUUAUUUAUCGAUAACCAAACGGACGAUGAUGUUUUGAAAUAAAAGUAACCUUAGAUUUUUCUGAUCUAGAAAAGAGAAACCAUGAUCCAGAUUUUUUAAUAUAUCUUCUCGUCAACUGUUUGCUCGAUACUGCAUUUGUUACCCUUGGAUAAAUCGGUUAGACCUUAGGCGCCAUUAAGCCGAAGGAUGAAACCGCAUAUAUUUAUUCAAAUUCGUCUUUGUUGCGGUUGUGCUUGUUAUUGAAUUCACUGACAGCUCACUCUUUAUAGCUUAGGAAAGGAUAAAGAUCUCGUGUAUCGCUCAUUCGCAUCGUUUUUCUUCCGUAAUGACAGAUGUGCUAUUGCCAACAUCUCAGAGUGAGGCCCCGAGUGAAGAUAAACUUAAAUCGUAAGUACAUGUCUUGUUAGUUGAAAUAUAUGAUGGUAGUCUUGACUGAAGGGUUCAGUGUCUUUCGCCGACACCUCUCACCUGAUUGAAGAAGCACCGUGAGAGUAAAGUUUCAUGCCCGAGAGCACAACACAAUGACCCGAACCCUCGACCCGGAGUCUAGCACGCUCACGGUUAAACCAGCGCUUCUCCCACUGACACAUGGAAUACGUAGAAAGCAAAGUGGGAGCUGGUUGUGACCUGGGCUCGAUUCCCUUAAAUUGGGGGAUAAAUUUCUAAAGAAAGGUUGGUGCUGCGUCGGUGGGAGAGUAUAACAGGGUAAUUAAGUAUUAUUGGCCACCUUUUAGAGUUUCAAAGUAGACGUUGCGAGCGUUAGCCCUUCGUCAGAGUUACUUCCACAUCGUCAUUUCACUCCGACGAAGUGUAACGUUCGAUAGGUCAGCUUUGAAACUCCCUUGAGUUGAUAGUUGUUCCUGCCCCUGCUCCAAGGGUUUUUUUUAAGGUUCCGCCCUUGUCCUUACCUCAAAAUAUACACUUCAAAUUCCAAUUAUAUUGAGAGGCAGAGGACAAGAAGGCGCCCUUCGUGAAUGUCCACUCUUGUGCUAUAUUUAAGUAAAUACGAAGGAGUGAUGUGAUAAGACGUUGAGCCAGACAAGGCUAGUUUCUUAGGGUCCACGCUGAGAAAGUCUUCUUUAACAGAUGUAUACUCUUUCGCUUUUCUUCAUCAGACUGUUUGGUGACGAUGAACAUGACGAUGUGGAAUUUACGUUUGGAUCUUUGUCAAAGAAAAAAGAAGAGGAAAAGCCGGUAGCUUAUAAUUGCGUGUUUGAACUCAACCGAGGCAACUUAUGUUAUACUCUGGUUUAACUGAACAUCCUCUCAAAUCCGUUCAACUCUCUGCCUGGAUGCCCCCUCCCCUCCACUCCCCUCCGUCUCCCCCCUUCCCUCCCUCCCCCCCAUUCUCCCCACCUGUAAAAUACCCGGCGGGCGGCGGGUAUCGAAUUUUUAUGCUACUUUAGUCGUCAAUUUGACACUCGUAUAUAUUAGCUGUGAUUAGAAAUCAUGAACUAUUCAAAUUUUGUGAACCACUCCCGACCAAGACAUAUCAGAAGAGACCAAAACACUAUUGCUUAAAAUAUUAUCGAAUUGUUUGGAAAAUAUGUGGAAUAAAACUAACAUAAAGUGUGAUUUUUUCCCCAGGAUUCUCCACCGGCCCGUGCUGUGCCACCGCCGUUAUUUGAUGAUGAUGAAGAUGAUGAUCUUGAUUGGUUUAAAUGAAAUAUAUCGCAAUUCUGACCAAGCAUCAGCGCCAGUUUAGAAAAAGCCACAUAUCAUUUUAUCCUGUCCUGUAGCCCCCCUUGCAGUUAUUGCAAUAUUCCUCCCUUCCUCCCUUGUAGUGUUGGCAACGAGAAAAUCAACCAGAAUGAAGAAAACUGAGAAAACUGAACACUAACAUUCAGCAUUUCACUCAUUUUGACAGACAGAAAUACGGAAGUCGAAGGAAAAAUCUUAAAAGUUCAAGAUGUAUGAAUGCUGUUCAAACGGAGUUAAGUGAUGAGCGCUAUUAUGUUGCACGCAAUUUCCGAGUUGCCCAAGAGUUGCCCGAGUUACCUAGGAGGGUUAGCGCGAAGCAGUUGAAAUGAAAAUGACCAGUUUUUCUCAUGGAAGUAAAACCUCCUUUACAUAUUUCUUCAUUUAGUAAGUGAGGCGUUUUGAAAAUUCGAAUAUAGUCUUUUAUUUAGCUUUCACAGAGUUUUUCUAUUGAUAUGUUUAUUCGUAAUCAAUUUUCUUACAUACAAUUGCCAACAGUUUAGUCUUAUAUUUUGAGUUUGUUGAAUUAGUUAAACGACUUUUUGUGUUAUUAUUUAUUUCAUUUUGCUUUAAAUGGAGAAAUGAAUGGAAAAUAAUUGCCAACAAUGAAUAUGGAAAAAUGGCGAGGAAACCUUUUAGUAACUUUAAAGGCUGGUGAAGUUGGGUUCUCUCGCUUGGAAAAAAAACUACGGAAAAAGAUGAUGAAUAAAGUUAGAAGCAAAUAGACUUGCUUUGCAGUAAAAUAAAACAAUUUAGUUGAAACAAAAAAGAAUUAAGAAGAAUUAAUUCGACAUUGAAGUAAAUGACAAAAAAGUUAAAGGGAUCAUGUCUGUGUGGGGCCAUCUGAGAGUGAACAGGAAGGUGCCCUGACCCUUAAGUGUCGCAUCAAAGUUUUAUUUUUCACAUUUAGAUAAAAAUCUUGCGUUUAUAAGAAUUAAAUACUUGGAUGAUUGGAAGUACUUACGUAGUUAUGAUAAGAGAAAGUGUUAUUACUGUUUGGCACGUCUGCCUUUUAUUAUAUGCACGUUCGUCCUGUGAUUUUAAUGUAGAAUAAUAAUACAAAAUGUAUUUUAUCAUCAACUCCGAAAUAAGUCGUGAAAUAUGGUUAUUUUGACAUGUGGUUAAAUCUUUAAAGCCUUUUUAAAAUUUUAGACUCGCUCAGGGUAGACUUUCAUUCCAAUGUGAUAGGAUGAUACCCUAAGAGUUGACUAAACAUAGAAGUGGUUAAGAUGAAGAAGCCUUUUAAUAAUAAGGAAAGUCCAUUUACAAGUUACACUAGACGGAAUUGAAAACGUGUCAGUUUAUAAUUGAGAUAGUAUUUAUGUAAUAAAAUGGAAAAAAAUGUGAAUUAAAAGUAACGACAAAUUUAGAAGAAAAUGUUACACUUUUUUCAAAAUUGAACGCGGAGUUCCGUCAGUCCCAGUCUACCAGCCAUCAUGUGUCACGUUCAAACUAACGGAGAGGGACUGGCUAAAAGAAUCUAAGUCCUAAAUGAGUCAAUAAAGGAAAAUAAGUCUGUCCUACAAAUCUUCAGCAGGAUAUGCGAAGACCUUAAGUAAAAUAAUUUCUUUUAAUUAAACGUUAGUAAACUUGAACAUCGCACAAUGACAACUGCCCCUAAUAAACUUAUUGAGUCCUGACAAAAAAAUUUUUCUAUAACUAAAGUUACAGAUGUCUCUUUAUUAAUGGCUGGCCUGUCUCUUAAACAUAGAUUCUUGAAAGCGAUUUUUACCAAAAAUAAUAACCUUUACAAACUAAACUAGAGGGUCACCAACGGAAGUCACUCAACAUAGAAGUUUACAAAACAGACCUAUACACAUAUAUCUGCAAUAGAAUAUUACAGACUGUAAACUGCUCCUAAAACUAGAAUAGUCUUGAGAAUGUUUUGUGUCGAGACGAAUGUUCAUUGAAUAUUUGAAAAUUUUAGCCCGUGAAAAACUGAUAACUCAGGCAAUCAAUUUCAAGGAAAAAUUUUAAGCAUUAUAUUCCGUAUAGAUACAAGAGACAAGGAGAGCGCUAUAUCGACCUUAUUGCGAUUUUAAAACUUAUUUCUUUGCAAAAAGAGCUGUCGAAACAUUUAAUU
This is a messenger RNA of Pocillopora meandrina, 22023 nucleotides long. The record is from the annotation of a GenBank genome assembly. Lineage: Eukaryota; Metazoa; Cnidaria; Anthozoa; Scleractinia; Pocilloporidae.